ACAGGAAGAGAGGAAGAGGACUCGGAUCGUGAGAGCUGUCAAAUUGCAUUGGACGAACAAACUCCGCGAAUCUGCCGCAGCAGCAGUCCUGCCCUCACUCCAGGUCACAUUAAACAAUAGCGCGCCUGUUUCUUUGUAGGAACCUUUAGGGUUUUGGCGAAGUGAGGACCGAUCUGAGAGCGUUGCUGCUGUUUUUUAGGAGUCGCUUACCCCGUAGUUCCCGGAAAUACAGCGCAGAGGGCAUUGGUGUGAGGAUGGCCGCAUACAAGCUUGUGCUGAUCCGCCAUGGAGAGAGCUGCUGGAACCAGGAGAACCGCUUCUGCGGCUGGUUCGACGCAGACCUGAGUGAGACCGGAGAGCAGGAGGCAAAAAGAGGAGGACAGGCCCUGAGCGAUGCUGGUUAUGAAUUUGACAUUUGCUACACCUCUGUCCUAAAGAGGGCCAUCCGCACCCUGUGGUUUGUCCUGGACAGCAUCGACCAGAUGUGGCUGCCUGUCCACCGGACCUGGCGCCUCAAUGAACGCCACUAUGGUGGCCUGACUGGGCUGAACAAGGCUGAAACAGCAGCCAAACAUGGGGAAGCCCAGGUCAAGAUCUGGAGGCGUUCCUUUGAUAUUCCUCCUCCACCUAUGGAUGAGGGACAUGACUACUAUCAGACCAUAAGCAAGGACCGGCGUUAUGCUGACCUGACGGAGGACCAGCUCCCCAGCUGUGAGAGUCUUAAGGAUACUAUUGCCCGGGCACUUCCUUUCUGGAAUGAAGAGAUAGUUCCACAGAUCAAGGAGGGAAAGAGGGUGCUGAUUGCUGCCCAUGGCAACAGUCUCCGGGGCAUUGUCAAGCAUCUGGAGGGUAUGUCAGAGGAAGCCAUCAUGGAGCUGAACCUGCCCACAGGUAUCCCCAUUGUGUAUGAGUUGGACAAGAACCUGAAGCCUAUUGGACCCAUGAAGUUCCUGGGAGAUGAUGAGACUGUAAAGAAGGCCAUGGAAGCUGUGGCUGCUCAGGGCAAAGCCAAAAAAUAGACUUGUCCUUCCUUUGGGAGCCAGAUCAAUCAUCUGCUGUUUUACAUAAAGUUACAAAAGGGUCAUUAACUGUUUGUCAUCACAGACUUGAGCACAGGUAGAUACACAAUGUGCACUUUAUCUUAACACCCAGCUUUCACACAAAUGUACCAUCUGGUGUUUAAUUUGACUGCUCUUUACUUUGUUGCAUACCGAAACAUGCAUUUCAUUAUUAGACUGUGGAUAUCAGUUGUAAUAUGGUUUAAGCGCUGACCAAAUAUAAAUUAGGGACCAGCAAACAGACUACCCCAGCAGAGUUGUUCUAAGUAUUCCUUCCUAUUUACAACCCAUGUAGGUGAAGCUCACUGGGAACAGGAAAAACCUAUACAGUAGCACUGGCUGUUGUUAAAGAGUGAGCUCAUUUGCUCUACACUGCUGAAUUUUGUUUGUUGUGGCAUUGUGCUAAAAAUUAUUAAAUGUUGUGAGUCAUUAUGCAGUGAA
Molecule: messenger RNA, 1499 nt
Organism: Archocentrus centrarchus (flier cichlid)
Lineage: Eukaryota; Metazoa; Chordata; Actinopteri; Cichliformes; Cichlidae
Gene: pgam1b
Product: phosphoglycerate mutase 1b
Exons: 4
Coding region: 255-1019 (254 amino acids)
Biological process (GO): glycolytic process
Molecular function (GO): intramolecular phosphotransferase activity
Source: RefSeq, a predicted model, not a curated record